CCAAACAACGUGACUGAGUUCAUUCUUUUGGGCAUUACAGAGAACCCGGAGCAGUGGAAAAUACUCUCUGCUGUGUUUCUAACCAUGUACGUGUCCACAGUUGGAAACCUACUCAUUGUGGUAACCGUGAUCACAAGUCAGAGUCUGAGAUCACCUAUGUAUUUUUUCCUUACUAGCUUGUCCCUCAAGGAUGCCACCUACUCUUCUGUCAUUGCUCCCAAGUUGAUUGUGGACUCUCUCUCCAAGACCACUAUCAUCUCAUUAGAAGGCUGCCUGACUCAGCUCUUUGCAGAACAUUUCUUUGGUGGUGUGGGGAUCAUCCUUCUCAUUGUGAUGGCCUAUGACCCCUAUGUGGCCAUCUGUAAGCCCCUGCACUACACGACCAUCAUGAGCUCUCGCGUGUGCUGUCUGCUGCUGGGAGGGGCCGGGUUGGGGGGAGUUUUCCACGCAGCAAUACAGCUUCUCUUCAUGUAUCAAAUACCCUUCUGUGGCCCCAAUGUCAUUGAUCACUUUAUGUGUGAUUUGUUUCCCUUGUUGAAACUGGCCUGCUUGGACACCCACACCCUUGGUCUUUUAUUCAUCCUCAACAGUGGGGUGAUGUGUGUGACCAUCUUCCUUAUCCUCAUCAACUCCUAUGUGGUCAUCCUCUGCUCCCUGAGGUCUCGUAGCUCUGAAGGGCUGCGCAAAGCCCUCUCCACCUGUGGCUCCCACCUCACUGUGGUCAUCUUGUUCUUUGUGCCAUGCAUUUUCCUGUAUGAGCGGCCUGUGACCACUUGCCCCAUAGACAAGGCAAUGGCUGUGUCCUUUACCAUUGUUGCGCCCAUGUUAAAUCCAUUGAUCUACACCCUGAGGAACAGGGAGAAUGCCAUGAGGAAACUGGUGAAAUGA
Lutra lutra (Eurasian river otter) is the source of this 888-nucleotide messenger RNA. RefSeq names its product olfactory receptor 4C6-like. Lineage: Eukaryota; Metazoa; Chordata; Mammalia; Carnivora; Mustelidae. Gene Ontology annotation, biological process: G protein-coupled receptor signaling pathway. The record is from RefSeq and is a predicted model, not a curated record. Gene Ontology annotation, cellular component: membrane. Gene Ontology annotation, molecular function: olfactory receptor activity.